UUGCAAACUAACUUCCAACCACUGCCGGCCGGGGUGUCAUCCCUCAAACACCCUGUGUGUCCUGCAGUCCGUGUCUUGUUUCAAUGUUGCUGCAGAUAUGAAUAAUGACAGAGUUAUAGACGAUUGAAUAUAAAUAAAUAAUGGGAUAAAGAGUUACACAGAAUAGAAUCCCAACAAACCAUAUAUCCCCACUCAACACCCAUCCAACAAUAAGUCCGCCCAUCCGGAUCAAACUACCCAUAUCAUACGAACAAAUAUCUCUCCAUCUAUUUGACACAACCCUCCGUCAUCCCGAGCACUAAACAAUACCACACUAUUCCCGCCCACACACACCUCUGGAACACCUCUCACAAGCCUAUCCCGCCCUCCACCUGCCUGCUUUUCCAACAGCUAUCCCUGCGUCAUCCUGCCAGAACCCUCGCCGCUUCCCAACUUACAACCCACAUCGUCACCCCCCCCCCACCUUACCUUAUCAUGACUCUCCCUCUCAUCAUCGACUGAAAAAACCAGCCCUUGGCCCUACCCAAGCACAAAAGCACAAAUCCCUUAACCCUGCCGGUCCCCAUGCUCCAUCUAUCUACAACUCAAAACCUUUGACCCUUGAAAUAAAAACUUACGCAUCUUCACCAAAAACGCCUGAGCUGAUCCCCGGAUCUUCCACCAAAAGAGCACAGCUUCAUAUCCCAGCGUGCCCGCCGCCGUCCAGACCCCUCGUCUCGACCCCAUCAACCCUCAAACCACCACUUAUUUGGAUAAUACCCCAACACCGCCAUCAUGAGCGUCGUCCAGAUCAUCCUCCGUGGGCUCCAGUUCCUCUGGAUCCUCCUCAUCACAGCCCUCAUCGGUAACGUUCUCGCCGGCAAGACCUCCAACAGCCCACCCACCAACUAUGCCAUGUUCACCGUCGCCUUCUGCUGGCUCGUCUGGAUUUACGGCAUGGCCGCCGCCGUCAUCGAAUCCGUCGCCAUCCCCAUCGUUCUGAUCAUCCUCGACGCCUUCGCUACCAUAUUCACCUUCAUCGCAGGUGUCGUCCUAGCGGCGAAGCUCGGCGCGCACAGUUGCGACAACCGCGCCUACCUCGAGACCAAGGCCAUCCUCCGCGACAACGGCUCCACCACCCGCCACUGCCGCGAGCUGCAAGCCAGCUGCGCCUUCUUCUGGUUCCUCUUCGCCUGCUUCAUCGGCUCCAUGGUCAUGACAGGCCUCAAGGGUGGAUUCGGCGGCAUGAGGCGCGGCGGUGGAGGUGGGGCUCCCGCCAUGUCGCAGGUUCGCUAAGGAGUGAAGAAAUCCCGACAACAACCCAGCGAUGUCCAGCACGCUGCAAGGGAUUUGAUAUAAGAAACAAGCUGGAGGAUGUUGUUGUGUAAUUUAAAAAGUAUGUGUCGGUGGAUUGGUUGUCUAGUGAGUACGGUCUGUGGAGUUCCACAUUACGCUCACUACCUGUAUCUGGGCGUUGCGUUGCCGCUGUGACUUUUUUAUUUUUUUGGUUUUUAUCUAGGAAGAACAUGGGGG
Messenger RNA from Pseudogymnoascus verrucosus, 1512 nucleotides. RefSeq lists its product as uncharacterized. Gene Ontology annotation, biological process: eisosome assembly; protein localization to plasma membrane. Bases 775 to 1275 code for a protein of 166 amino acids. NCBI's taxonomy places the organism in Eukaryota, Fungi, Ascomycota, Leotiomycetes, Thelebolales, Thelebolaceae. Gene Ontology annotation, cellular component: plasma membrane; eisosome. The record is from RefSeq and is a predicted model, not a curated record. The transcript is spliced from 3 exons.